UUCUGAGUGUGCGAGUGAAACAGCACCGGUGGCAAGCUUCCAAGAUGAAUUUGAUGUUUCGGAAGAACUUCAGCGGGGAGAAAAGCAUCGGCUCGAGCGGCGGCGGUGGGGGGAAAGCGAGGGGGGCGCUAGGUGCAGGCAGGAAUGCCAAGCGUCGUGAUCGCGAACGCUACUCCUUCAUGGAGGAGAAUCACUACAAGACCCUGAAGACGCACUUAUUCCUGUCGGCGGCGCCGCGCUCCAGCGCACAGUACAACGACGGCACAGGUAAAGUGGAUAAACGCAGAUACGAAGGAAAACCGUCAGAACGAUGCGGUCCAGUUUUGGGCGGGGGCACGGGCCUGGAUCCAGAGCCACCCCAACCGCUGGUGACCCGCGAGCCCUCCGUGUCUCUGAUGCGAUGGGAGCGGCCACCGGCCACCACUACGGACCGCCGCCGCACCGAACCAGUCUCGCUGGCGACACUCGAGCGGGACUGCUUCGUCAUCCCGGCACAUGCCCUUGAUCGGUUCUUACCUGAUGGUGUACCGCUUCCAGUGCCCCCGCCAACACCCGAGAAACAGUUAACAACGAAGACUGCGCACAACUCCCUAAGCAUUCUCGAAGUAGCCGACCCCAAACUUUGUAUCCUAGCUCAUUUGAUGAGCCCUUUAGAACCUAUAGAGCCAAUACUGGAAUCACCGCUUACCAAACCUUUAAUGAAGCAGAAAACGGCUGCUGGGGAGCUUCUGAACGAUGUUGCGCAGGCAAACACUGCAGUUGGUGGGAUGCUAUUAGCUAAUAUGGAAAGGAAUGCGGAGUUUCCAUUCAUAUCAUACUAUGUGAUAAAUACGACCCAAUCAGAUCCUUUACUUUUCUAUAAUAAUAUGAGGAGCGCUUCCUUGAAUAAGUUUGAUCCAAAAACUAUUAGAUAUUCCGCAGCACAUACUUUAGAUUUGUAUAGUGAAGUGGCUAUGAUCUGUAGACCGCCAUUCAACGAUUUAGCUGGUGGACCUAAGAAGUCACAUACGCCUACAACUGGAUUUAUAAUUAGUGUUUAUAAGGUUUUCGAGGGUGACGACGGCGAGCGCUUCGAAAGAAACUGGCUUUACUGGACUGGAGCCCGUAUGCUGUAUCGCCACUUGCCACAUUCCGUCGGCAUGAGGAAGAUUGCGCUUCACAAAUCGGUCGCGCAACACGGCGACAAGAUGUACUUGUUGGUCUGCGAGUGUGCCAAUUUGUUGGACAACUUGUCGGGAGCAGCCAUGUUGGUCACAGCGUUAAGGGCAAGAUUGUGCGGGUACACGGGACUUUAUAGGCCCAUACAGACAUUCUAGUAAAGGGACGGCCUUUAAUGGCCAUGGCUGUGUUGUUCUAUAGGAUUUUUGACGUCUAUGCUGUUGCGGGAUCUUCCUUUUGAAAAUUUCUUGGUAGCAAUAACGAAACGCUUUAUGAAUGGGGAAAAAUAUGUAUAAAUUAAACGUACAUAUUUUUUCAGUAUGUUGUUGAGGUAUUACGUACUAAGGUAUUAGAGACACGGCACAUUCUGCUAAUGUACCAAUCAAUUGCGGCGAUAAUACCGCAGUUUGCUCAGUCACUCGAUAGUGUAGUCACGUAUUGUGUUGAUAAAAUAUAAGUUAUCCGCAGAAAAUACGACAUACGGUGGGAUAUGCUGCAUAAAUAAUUCAAGAACCGUAAGCAAAUUCAGGCGAGUAACUUUUUAUCUUGUUCCCCGCGUCUGGCGAACGUUUGUAUGUAACGUGUUCUCUAUACCUCUUAUACCUCAAUACAUAAUACGGGUUUAAUUAAGAAAUUUUGAAGGUGGAAUUGAUACAAUUUAGAUACAAAACGUCUGAAAUCAUAGUUGGUCAUCGGACAGCACAAGUUGUGAAAACGGACCAAAGAAUUAAAUUUUUAAUAUCUACUAAUGAUGGUUAUUGUAUGGCUGGUUAAAAAGUAUGUUUCGAACCGACGUGUUCUUUUAAACUAUUGCUAAAUUGAUUAAGCGAUUGUAAGUUAUAUUUAAAGUCAGAGUGUUUAUCUAUUCGACUAGAAAUGCUUUCCCAUUCUGUCUUUUUCCUAGUUAUUUCGAGAGUAUUUAGAGCUGACUACAUUAACUUUUGAUCUGCCACAAACUAUAAAUGUUUGCAAAACAAAAUAUUUCUAUACUCGCUGAAUCCUGCGAUUAUUUCCGCACGUUUUGAAAAUAAAUUAUUACUCGCUGACAACAUAGCUUUCUAUAACUGAAAUUGAUUUUGAAUUGGUCAAACAAUUUUUGGAUAUAUCAAUUUAAAACGUAUAAAAAAACAAAAUUUCCUAUUUAUAAUAUUAUUAUCGCUUUGGCUCGUUUAUUGUCGAAACUUAUAGAGUUAAAUCUAUGUAGGGUUACUGGAUAUCGAAUUUUCUGUUAUUUAUUAUUUAGCCCCUAAAUUACGUCAUAUAUUCCUUACGUCUAUAAAAUAUUUGACUCCCUCGUGUGGUCACAAUGUGUCAUGUUUGUAAUACACCCUUAUAUGUACCGUCACAUAUUACGU
Molecule: messenger RNA, 2513 nt
Organism: Achroia grisella
Lineage: Eukaryota; Metazoa; Arthropoda; Insecta; Lepidoptera; Pyralidae
Exons: 4
Coding region: 45-1316 (423 amino acids)
Source: RefSeq, a predicted model, not a curated record